This is a messenger RNA of Erythranthe guttata (spotted monkey flower), 1104 nucleotides long. Lineage: Eukaryota; Viridiplantae; Streptophyta; Magnoliopsida; Lamiales; Phrymaceae. The record is from RefSeq and is a predicted model, not a curated record.
AUGGCUACUACCGCCACGGUGAAUAUUGUUGUGAAACCUCCUCCUUCGUCAAUCCCUUGUUUUGGUUCUCUGACGAAAGAAAUCCGCGCUCAAAUUGAAGAAAUUCAGAGUGAUUGUGGCUUAAAGGAGCCGCCAGCUUGGAACAAGCCUUCAGAUGUGGUGGGGGUGGCCGCCCCCGAAGUUGCUGCUCCUGUUAUGGGUGAUGUAUUCUGGCCUGAUCUCUCCGAAUCCCUCAAAUCUCUCCCCCAUGGAUCAAUCACUAUCACUAAACCAGAGGGAAUGGCAGCAGGAUCUCCGUCUUCGAAGAAAGAAGAAGAUGGUACUACUAGUGCAUCGGCCCCGAAUUCGGUGAAGCAGCGUAGCGGUGGUUCGAAUCAGAGCAGUAAGCAGGCUAAUAAUGGUAGCUUAUACCAACCGCCGCCGCCGCCAGCACAAGGAAUAUCGGUGGGCCCCGCCCUCCUCCUCCUCUUCCUCAACGAAGCUAUGGAAUCCAACACAGAGGAGUUAGGCCGCCCUUUAUCCGUGGACCACCACCUCCAAUUGCGCCUUUCGUUCCACCUCCGCCGCCCCCUCCUCCUUUUGGUCCCCGACCCAUUGUUAACCCCAUGGUUUAUCAAGGUGAAUUUGCUGUUUUUUUAUGGAAAAUUUGAUUUCAUUGAUGUUGUUCUUUUUGCUGAUGUUUUGAUGCAUCUUGCAGAUGUGCCACCGCCACCGCCGCCGCCGCCGCAUUUUUACUAUGUAUCUGGUGGACCUCCUCCUCGUCAAGAUUUCUUCAGGCCCAUGCCCAUGCGUAUGCCUAUGCUUCCAUUUCCACCGAUGUUUUUCCCAGUGCAAAAACCUGGCGUAUCGUCCCAGAUCUUGAAGCAGAUAGAGUAUUAUUUUAGUAAUGACAAUUUGGUGAAGGACAUUUUCUUGCGCCAGAAUAUGGAUGCCGAGGGAUGGGUUCCUAUCAAGCUAAUUGCAGGAUUCAGAAAAGUGAUGCAGCUGACAGACAAUAUUCAGCUUAUAAAGGAUUCCAUGCAACCAUCGAAUGUGGUGGAAGUGCAGGCUGAUAAAUUAAGGCGUAGAAACGAUUGGAGCAAAUGGAUAAUACUUUCGACAUAG